This is a messenger RNA of Penaeus indicus, 1329 nucleotides long. RefSeq lists its product as uncharacterized. The transcript is spliced from 3 exons. The coding region runs from base 1 to 1329 and encodes 442 amino acids. The record is from RefSeq and is a predicted model, not a curated record. NCBI's taxonomy places the organism in Eukaryota, Metazoa, Arthropoda, Malacostraca, Decapoda, Penaeidae.
AUGCCACUGGAAGAUAGGACUGAAGAUGAACAUGAUGAAAGUGAAGAACAAGAAGUGGAUAAAGAUGAAGAUGAAGAUAAUGAAAAUGUUGAGCAAGAGAUGGGUGGGAUUGAAAAUGGUGAAAACAAUGAACAAGAGGCAAAUGGGACUGAAGAAAAUGAUGAAAAUGAACAAAAGGUGGGUGGGACUGAAGAAAAUGAUGAAAAUGAACAAAAGGCGAGUGGGACUGAAGAAAAUGCUGAAAACGAUGAACAAAAGGCAGAUAGGACUGAAGAAAAUGAUGAAAAUGAAAAAAAGGUGGGUGAGACUGAAGAAAAUGAUGAUAACGAUGAACAAGAGGCAGAUGGAACUGAAGAAAAUGAUGAAAACAAUGAACAAAAGACAGAUGGGACUGAAGAAAAUGAUGAAAAUGAAAAAAAGACAGAUGGAACUGAAGAAAAUGAUGAAAACGAUGAACAAGAGGCAGAUGGAAUUGAAGAAAAUGAUGAAAAUGAACAAAAGGUGGGUGGAACUGAAGAAAAUGAUGAAAACGAUGAACAAAAGGCAGAUGGGACUAAAGAAAAUGAUGAAAACGAUGAACAAGAGGCAGAUGGAAUUGAAGAAAAUGAUGAAAAUGAACAAAAGGUGGGUGGGACUGAAGAAAAUGAUGAAAACGAUGAACAAAGGGCAGAUGUGACUGAAGAUAAUGAUGAAAAUGAACAAAAGGCAGAUGGAACUGAAGAAAAUGAUGAAAACGAUGAACAAGAGGCAGAUGGAAUUGAAGAAAAUGAUGAAAAUGAACAAAAGGUGGGUGAGACUGAAGAAAAUGAUGAAAACGAUGAACAACAGGCAGAUGGAACUGGAGAAAAUUAUGAAAAUGAUGAACAAAAGGCAGAUGGGACUGAAGAAAAUAAUGAAAAUGAACAAGAGGCAGAUGGGACUGAAGAUAAUGAAUGUGAAGGAAUUAGUGAAGAAGGUAAAUAUGAAGUGGUAGACAGAACAUGUAAAGAAACUAAAGAGAGAGAGGAAUGUUUGGAUGAGGACGAUAAGCUGGAGGAAUGUGAAACUCGAGAUAAAGAUGUUAGGAAUGUGGAAUAUGAAAUAGUAGUAGACAGUGUAAAUAUAGAAGUACAUACAGACAAAGAAUCAGGUACAGGUCACAGAGAGCUAGAGGAAGAAACAAACAUCCAGAGUACGGAAGAUAAUGAUGAGAACUUGGAAAUGUAUGCUGACCUUUUUAAAGGAGUGCCAGAGCUGGCUCCAGGGUCACCGCAGUGUGGAGAGGACGAUUUUGAAUGUAAUAUGAGCCCGGAAAUAGAACUCCAAAUUGACAAUAAAUAUUUACACUAG